Molecule: messenger RNA, 1404 nt
Organism: Juglans microcarpa x Juglans regia
Lineage: Eukaryota; Viridiplantae; Streptophyta; Magnoliopsida; Fagales; Juglandaceae
Product: protein SRG1-like
Exons: 3
Coding region: 387-1220 (277 amino acids)
Source: RefSeq, a predicted model, not a curated record
UUUAAAAAAAAUAAUUAUAAAAAAAUAUAAAUCUAUAACUCAUAAAAAAUCUUACUUUUUAAUGAUAACUCUCCCUGUUUCUCUAAAUCGAAUACACGACACUUAUAAAUCUUACAACUAUAUUUAGCAUUAAUUAUUCUAAUUUUAUAAGUGUGUCAACGCCUAUUUUUUAGAAGAGAAAAAUCAUAGAGGUGGCAAGAAAAAGGUGUAUGGUUACCCAUUAUGAUUUUAUUUCUUAAAUUAUACGAUUAUUUUUUGCUUUUUCAUAAUAAUAAAAUAAAAUGGGACAAGUCGUUUUCAAACCAACUGGUUUGAGUAAUCACCCAUAAAAUGAAGGGAUAAGUUUUGUUUCUAAUAUUUAUUUAUGAGGAAAAUUUAAUGUGAAAAUGUUUUUACAGAUAAUAAAUCAUGGAGUGAGCAGUUCAUUAUUAGAGAAGGUAAAAUCUGGCAUUCAAGAACUAUUUAAUAUGGAUAUGGAAGAGAAAAAGAAGUAUUGCCAAGGUCAAGGAGAAGGAGAGGUUGAGGGCUUUGGACAGGGCUUUGUUAUUUCGGAGGAGCAAAAGCUGGACUGGGGCGACAUGUUCGGCCUUAUCACCCUUCCCACCUAUUUGAGGAAGCCCCACUUGUUCCCUCGCCUUCCCCUCCCACUCAGAGAUAACUUAGAAGCUUACUCAACAGAACUAAAAGAUCUGACCAAGAAAAUUCUAGAUCAAAUGGCAAAAGCUUUGAGAAUGGAAAGUAAUGACAUGAGGUGCGUAUUUGAAGAAGGGAUGCAGUCAAUGAGGAUGAACUACUAUCCUCCUUGUCCACAACCAGAGCUUGCCAUUGGCUUAACCGCUCACUCUAAUGCUUCAGGCCUAACAAUCCACCUCCAACUCAAUGAAAUGGAAGGUCUCCAGGUUAGAAAAGAUGGAACGUGUAUCCCUGUUAAACCCCUUCCCAAUGCUUUUAUCAUCAACAUUGGAGACGUUUUGGAGAUUGUGACGAAUGGUAUCUACUGUAGCAUCAAGCAUCGUGCGACUAUGAACUCAGAAAAGGAGAGGCUGUCAAUAGCCACAUUUUUAAGCCCAAAAUUGAAAGGAGAUUUUGGUCCGGCGCCAAGCCUUUUGAAUGCAGAGUCACCGGCAUUGUUUAAAAGAAUAGGAGCAAUAGAUUACUUGAAGGGUUUUUUGUCACACAAACUCGACGGGAAGUCAUACAUCGAUGCUAUGAGGAUCUAAGGAAUGAGGCCAAAAAUGCAUGCUCUUCAGAGAAUAAGUUUGAGUAUAUAUACUCGAGCCAGAUUUAAAAUAAACGAAAUGUUCAUGCUAUAUUAUUAGUUACUUUGUUUUGCCAAAGUGGGACCAACAGAAAUUUGUAAUUCUAUUUCUACGGUAGUAAAUAUUAGAUCUAUGCCCUCCAUAA